Papilio polytes (common Mormon) is the source of this 1689-nucleotide messenger RNA. RefSeq names its product probable aminopeptidase NPEPL1 (gene grsm). Gene Ontology annotation, biological process: proteolysis. The coding region runs from base 67 to 1689 and encodes 540 amino acids. Gene Ontology annotation, cellular component: cytoplasm. NCBI's taxonomy places the organism in Eukaryota, Metazoa, Arthropoda, Insecta, Lepidoptera, Papilionidae. The record is from RefSeq and is a predicted model, not a curated record. Gene Ontology annotation, molecular function: manganese ion binding; metalloaminopeptidase activity. The transcript has 13 exons.
CAUUACACGUUAUUUUUAUCGUAUUUGUUUUGUAUAUUGUCAUUAUUAAUAUCUAUGUAAGCUAUCAUGUUAAUAUUUAAUAUAUUGCCUAAGUUAGUAACUACAGUUAGAUGUUAUCCAUUGAAGUAUGCAGUCUGCAGAAUGUCAACUGCGGCGAAUGUGAAGUUCCACUACGGGCUGACAACAUCAGACCCUGAGACACAACCGGUGCUUAUUGUUGGCCAAGCAACCCAUCUGAACACACUAACAUGGCAAGAUGUACGCUGUAAACUGGAACCUAGAGUUACUGAAGAGGUAUGGCAGCGAGGACUGACUGUAGUCUCGGGUGGGGAUUCCUGCGAGCUAUGGCCGCGUGGUGCUUCGCUCGCUGCGCUCCCUGCCCGGCGCUCGCGUCACGCAGCACCCUCUAGAGGACAUGCUCUCUCCAAGAUUGUAAAGAACAACCAGCGUGGUAAUGCUAGCGAGGAGUUUAUAGUGUUGGUAUGUCGCAAACAAGACGUAUUAGCGAGUGCGGUGGCGAUCGCCCGCGCGGUGCCGCAGUACUCCGCGCGCACGGACUCCGCCCCGCUCGGCUCCGCGCCUGCGCCCCCGGACAAGAGAGACCUCACUGUCGAGAUUGUGUUGGUCGCUGAUGAGAAACGUGAAGGUGAAUCAGACGAGGAGGAGGUAGGAGGUGUAGACUCAGUGCUACUAGAGACAACCCUCAGCGAAGGGGAGGUGCGCACUCUGCAGCGGGUCGCGGACAUGACGCGCCUCGCCGCGCGCAUCACCGACACGCCCGCCAACAUCAUGAAUGUUGAUAAUAUCAUUGAGGAAGCAUUCGCAGUAGCGAAGUCGUUAAACAUCCCGGAGCCGACAGUGAUCAGGGGCGAAGAAUUACUGGCCCGGGGCAUGGGCGGGCUGUACGGCGUGGGGCGUGCGGCGGCGCAACGCCCCGCCCUGGUCUGCCUGUCGCACCGCACGCCCGGGGCGUCGCGCGCCCUGGCCUGGGUGGGGAAGGGCAUCGUUUACGACACCGGCGGACUCAGUAUUAAGGCAAGGAGUUCAAUGGUGGGCAUGAAGGGGGACUGCGGCGGCGCGGCGGCGGCGCUGGGGGCCUUCGCCGCCUUCGUGGCGGAGCACCCCGACAUCGACGUGCACGCGGUGCUCUGCCUCGCGGAGAACGCGGUCGGACCUCAUGCCACCAGGCCUGACGAUAUACACCGUCUUUACUCCGGUCGUACUGUGGAAAUAAAUAAUACAGACGCUGAAGGUCGUCUAGUGCUGAGUGACGGCGUGGUGUACGCACAGAGAGACCUGAAGGCAGACAUUAUAGUGGACAUCGCCACGUUAACUGGAGCACAGGGUACAGCGACAGGCAAGUACCACGCGGCGAUAGUAUCCAACUGCGGCGUGCUGGAGCGGCGCUGCGUGACAGCAGGCCAGCGCGCUGGAGAGCUGGCGCACGCGCUGCCCUACGCCCCCGAGCUGCACUUCCCCGAGUUCACCAGCGUUGUUGCAGACAUGAAGAAUAGUGUUGCUGAUCGUAACAACGCGCAACCUUCGUGUGCCGGAUUGUUCGUGUUGUCGCAUCUCGGCUUCGACUUCCGCGGCGGCUGGCUGCACAUCGACAUGGCCGCGCCCGCGCACUCCGGUGAACGUGCGACAGGGUACGGCGUCGCGCUACUCAACGUGCUGUUCGUACAAUAA